Messenger RNA from Neodiprion fabricii, 6611 nucleotides. RefSeq lists its product as uncharacterized. Bases 135 to 5399 code for a protein of 1754 amino acids. The record is from RefSeq and is a predicted model, not a curated record. The transcript has 28 exons. NCBI's taxonomy places the organism in Eukaryota, Metazoa, Arthropoda, Insecta, Hymenoptera, Diprionidae.
UCUCGUCCGCGAGCAACGGCGAUGCGUAUAACAGCUUCUGAAAUCGCGGUGGUCUAAGGCAGCGUCAGCCCGCCCGCCCGCCGAAAAGAUCUCGGAGCCGCGAAUCAAAAAUAGCCCGGGCAGUCAGUGCGGCGAUGUCGAGGGCGAAUGGUUCGCGGAGUUGGAGCGCCGUGCAGCCGUGCACUCCGACGGCUCUCCUGAUCGCGUUCCUCUUGUUAUCGGGGUGGGUUACGCCGAUUUGCGAUGCUGCUAGGGCGCGGAACGAGGAGCCCAGGGGGGGCGCAGCCCGGACGACGGCCGCCAAGGAGGUCGAGCCCGUCAUCGAGGAGGUCAACGCCAAGCAGCUAGAGAGAGCGCUGAACGAAAAAGACUUUGUAGCCGUGUACUGGUAUGCGAGAAGUUGUUUAACAUGCGAUAAAGUGCUGGCGGAAUUGGAGAAAAUUGAUGACGACACGGACACGUUUGGGGUCGACUUUGUCAAGAUUAACGACAAACGACUGGCCAAACAAUAUGGGAUCAAAACCUUCCCAGCUCUCACCUACUUCCGGGAGAAGGUUCCCAUCAUCUACGAAGGUGACUUGAUGGACGAGGAAAAUGUUCUUGAUUUUUUGACGAGCUUGGAAGCGAUGGAUCUGCCUGACAGGAUCGAGGAAGUAAAUGCUAAGAUUCUUGAAAAAAUCGUCGAGGAGACUGAUUUUGUCGCGGUUCUUUUCUGUCCUGACACGAAGAGGUGCUCGGGUGUCAGCUCUAACAAACCGGACUGCAAAAAAUGCAUCAAGGCACUUCAAGAGCUUGAGAAUAUCGACGAUGAAGCCGACCAGCUGGGCAUUGGAUUCGUUAAAAUCGCCGACGAGAAUCUCGCCGAGGAGUACAACCUCGGACCGCUUCCAGCUCUCGUCUAUUACAGGCAUCAAAUCCCGAUAAUAUACGAGCACGAGCUGAGCAAGGAAGAGGACGUCUUGGAGUGGCUCGUGGCGAACAAGAGCACCGGCGACGAGGAAGACGUAAUCGAAGACGUCACCGCAAAGACUUUGAACACCCUGAUAGGGAACAUCGACAACCUGGUCGUCCUCUUCUACGAUCAUGGAGACGAGGAUUCGAUGCAGGUUCUCACCGAGUUAGAGAAGAUCGAUGACGACUGCGACAAGCAUGGCAUCCAGUUCGUCAAAAUCGACGAUGACAAGGCCGCCAAAGACUUCGGAAUCGAUUCCGUACCUGCUAUCGUCUAUUUCGAAAAGGAACUCCCCAACGUUUACGAUGGUGAUCUGGAAAACGAGGAUGAGAUCUUGGAGUGGCUUUUGGCGCAGUUGGAGAAGGACGAAAUCGAGGACGUCACCGACGAGAUGUUGGACCGUCUGGUAAAGGAGGGAAAAACUCUGGCGGUACUUUUUUACGAUAACAAUGACCGUAAGUCUCUGCGCGUACUCAACGAGCUGGAGAAUAUUGACGACGAUUGCGACCAGCUGGGAAUAGUCUUCGUGAAAAUCGACAACGCCGACGAGGCCAGAGAGUACGGAAUCGAAAAGAUUCCGAGCUUACUAUACUUCGAAAAGGGUAUACCUACCCUCUAUGAGGGGAACCUGGAGGACGAGGACAAGGUUCUCAAGUGGCUGGACCAUCAGCAGAAGAGCGACGAGAUCGAAGACGUUACUGACGAGAUGCUGGACCUGAUAAUCGAGAAAAUGCCAUACGUCGCUGUCCUGUUUUACGACAAGGACCAGAAAAAGAGCCAGAAGAUACUCGCCGAGCUGGAGAACAUCGACGAUGAGUGCGAUCAAAACAACAUAGCCUUUGUUAAAAUUGACGACGACGAAGAGGCCAAGGAGUACGGCAUAGACUCUCUUCCCACUUUGGUGCUCUUCGAACGCAGGAUACCCCACGUCUACGAAGGUGACCUCAUGAACGAAGACCAGCUGCUGGGUUGGCUUCUGCACCAGAAACGACACAGUGAAAUUCCGGAGAUCACAGACGAGAUGAUGGAGAAGUUGAUCGAGACCACGCCGUAUCUGGCCGUUCUUUUCUACGACAAAAAUGACAAGCAGGAUAUGCGGAUCUUGAACGAACUGGAGAACAUCGAUGACGAAUUGGAAAAGGAGGGCAUCGUCAUCGUGCGAAUGGACAACGACGCCGAGGCCAAGGAAUUCGGCAUCGAUCAUCUACCAACGCUCGUUUACUUUGAGGAGAAAAUUCCCGCGAUCUACGAGGGCGAUCUUCUGAACGAGGACGAGGUUCUCAAGUGGCUGAUCGAGCAGAAGAACACCGCGACGAUCGAGGAGGUGACGGAUGAAAUCCUGGUGGACCUGAUCGACGAGCACGAAUACGUCGUUGUUUACUUCAGUGGUAAUUGCGAGGAGGGCGAGGAAUGCGACAAGACGCUUCUCGAGCUGGAGAACAUUGACGACGAACUCGACGAAACUGGAAUCAUAUUCGUGACGACCGAGGACACCGGCGUCGCGAAGAAACACGGAAUCAAGACUUUCCCAACUCUCGCUUUCUUCAGGAACAAGGACCCCCUGAUAUACAGCGGCGACAUCGACGACGAGGACGAGGUUCUGUCAUGGGUCACAGACGAGAACACCCUUCAGAUACCCGGGAAGAUCGAGGAGGUCAAUUCCAAGAUGUUGGAGAACAUUUUGGACGAGAACGACCACGUCGUUAUCUUCUUCUACAGAGAAGGAGACAAGAAGAGCCAGAAGAUUCUUCAGGAGUUGGAGAACAUCGACGACGAGUGCGAGGAGAAGGACAUCGACUUUGUCAAGAUAUCCGACGAGGGUAUCGAGCGGGAAUACGAUCUUCCCACUCUCCCGGCCCUCGCCUUUUACAGGCAUAAAUUCCGCCAGAUUUACGCCGGUGACAUGAUGCACGAAGAGGCGAUCCUCGAGUGGGUUCUGGAACUGCACAGCUCGCAGCCUGACAUCAUCGAAAGUGUCGACAGAAAGACUCUUCAGCUACUGAUCAACGACGUUGAGCACCUUGCUGUAUUUUUCUAUGAUGACAAGUGUGAGAAAUGUCCUGAGAUUCUAGAGGAGCUCGAGACAAUUGACGACGACACGGACAAACAUGGCAUUCAGUUUGUCAAGUCAAAAGAUGCCAAGUUGGCCGCUGAAAUUGGCAUCUUCUCGUUCCCAGCACUUGUUUAUUACGAGACUGGUGUGCCCAUCAUGUACGACGGUAACCUUCUCGACGAAGCCGAAGUGUUGGAAUGGAUGGUGAAGCAGAAGAACGACGCCAGCAUCGAAGAGAUCGACAGGGAGACUCUGGUCAGGUACAUAGAGACGAAGGAAUUCCUGGCCGUCAUAUUCUACAAGGAAGAGGACCCGGAGAGUCCCCGAGUGCUUCGCCACCUCGAGCUGAUCGACGACGAGGCAGCGGAGUACGGCAUCAAGAUUGUGCAGAUGAAGGAUCGUCUGAUGGCCAAGAAGUACGGUUUCCGUAACCCGCCGGGCAUCACAUACUUCCGUAAAGGGAAGUACAUCAACUACGACGGAGACAUCGACGACGAGGAGGAGAUCCUCGACUGGCUCACCAACCCCGAGAACAUGGAACUCACCGAUCACAUCGAACGCGUGAAUCGUAAAAUGUUUCACAAGAUUCGCCAGACGUCCGACUACGUGGCCGUGUUCUUUUACAGCAACGACUGCAAGCAGUGUAGUCGAGUGUUGGCGGAGAUCGAGCACAUCGACGACGAGGCUGACGGGGCAGGGAUAAAUUUCGUGAAAAUCGACGACAGGCAACUGUCAAAAGAGUUCGGGGUCUUCGCCUUGCCCGCAAUUCUCUUCUUCAAAAUGGGAUCGAAGGAACCUGUGAUCUACGCAGGCGAUCUCUACGACGAGGAUCAAAUUCUCCAGUGGCUUUUGACCCAGAAGGAUCCUUUCGGCGAAGUGAUCGAGGCUCUCGAAGGCGAGGACCUCCUCCACCUUAUCAGGGAAUCGGAUGCUCUGGCUGUGUACUUUUGGAACAGAACUCUCUGCGACUUGUGCCAGUCGAAAGCGUAUCGCAAGCAGAUGCGUCACAAACAGGAGAUGCAGAAGAAUACCGAAGCCGAGGUUGCUGAAGAUAACGAUGAUAGCGACGACUGCGAACAGUGCGCCGGUAUUCUGGAGGAGCUUGAAAACAUCGACGACGAUUGCGACAGAUAUGGUAUUACAUUUGUCAAGACCCAGGAUUACAAGAUAGCCGAGGACUACGGAGUCACAGACUUCCCGGUGCUGGUUUACUUCGAAAAGCAGACUCCGAACGUGUUCGAAGGUGAGCUCUCCGAAGAGGAGGAAGUCCUGCAGUGGUUGAUCACUCAGAAAACCGAGGACAGGAUAGAACUGAUAACGCGAGUGAUGCUGGAGGCUUCCGUUGAGGAUACGCAGUACUUGGCGGUCUACUUUUACAAACAGAACUGUCACAUUUGUGACGAGAUACUGGAUGGUUUGGAAAGGAUCGACGACGAGUGCGACGUCUUUGGCAUCCACAUGGUCAAGAUCCAGGACCCACAGCUGGCGAAACGAUAUUCCAUCAAGACUUUUCCGGCGUUAGUUUACUUCAGGAACGGCAAUCCGUUGUUGUUCGAAGGUGACUUGCAGAACGAGGACUCGGUUCUGGAGUGGCUGAUCGACGACGACAAUCGGGAACUCGCCGACGAAAUCGAAUCCGUCAACGACCGGAUGCUCGAACGCCUUUUGGACGAGUCACCGUUCCUGGCAGUAUUUUUCUACGACGAGGACUGUCCGGAGUGCGACGAGAUCAUGGAAGCCCUCGAAAAGAUCGACGGAGAGGCCGAUCUCUUCGGAAUAGACUUUGUGAAGAUAGCGAGUGCCGAGGCGGCCGAAAAGUACAACGUCCUUAACGUUCCGUCUCUCGUGUACUUCCGGAAGAAGACCCCGCUGAUAUACGACGGUGAUCUGAAUCAAGAGGACAAGGUACUCCAGUGGCUUACGUCCCAGGAUGUGUUUGAGAUAAAGAACGAGAUCGAAGAGGUGAACAGAAAGAUGCUGGACAAACUCCUCGACGAGAAUGAAUUCCUCACCGUGUUUUUCUACGAGAACAAUCACAAGGAGAGCGAAAUGGUCAACGAAAAAUUGGAGAAAAUCGACGGAGAGACGGACAACCUGGACAUAACGUUCGUCAAGAUGUCGGACCCGCGUUACGCCCGGAAAUGGGGAGUCACCAAGCUGCCGGCUAUAGUCUACUUCCGGAAAAGAUUCCCCAGCAUCUAUCGAGGUGAUCUCCACAACGAGGAAGACGUCCUCGACUGGCUCAGGAAGAACAGGUUCCGUCAGCCGGAGCUCAACAUCUACAUGUACGCCCUGAUCGCGAUUACCAUUCUCUUCGCAAUGUACACCGGCUUCCUGUUGUCCUGUUUUCGUUCGGAGCCUCCAGCGCCGGCACCUCAUCCGAAACAGGCGUGAGAGGGGCGAAAAUCGUGGGCACAUUUUCGUCGUGCCUGCGGGUGACACGGACUUGAUGAACGUGACGCGAAGGGUGAUCGGGUGUAUUGAUGACGGUUGUAAUUUCGGCUGUCAUUAUCUCGUGAUUAAUACAUCCGCGACACCGUAUUAUUCCAAUAUUAAAAUAGAAAAAUCACUGCCUUAGGCAGCACUAUGCGUACCGCGUGGGUGGAGGUGAGGCCAAAAUCUAUAAAGCGUAGUGAAUGAUAACGUAGCCGAGAUUCUUCACGCACUCUUCAGAGCUCCAGGGCCAAAUCGAAAUGCUCAAGUUUGACAAAUGUUUCGGAGAAAUUGUCAUUUUUUCCCGGAAUUUCUAACUCGGUGAGAAUCUUUCGCAAAUUCGCCUUUCAAUAUUUUUCAUACGCAUCUAUCCGUGCGUUUCAAUCAUGGUAAAAAAUUGCCAACACAGCGUUGAACAUCUUGUGCUUUUUAGGAAUGAAAAGUAUUGUCUAGUAUUCGGCAUUUUUCAAAAAGGUCCUGGCAACUUAUUUUGAUACGCGAUAUUUCGAGAAUAAGGUCCUGCGACUCAUCGGGUUAUUCCAGCUUGUAUCGCGAAUAUUCGCACAUGAUAUUUGAGCUCGUGACGACACUGCAACUCGAAAUGAAGGAAGCGAAGAAAAUUACAUGCAGACACACGCGCGAGAAAAGGAAUUAAUAUUAAUAAUAAUUAUACGUAUAAAACAAAUCGACGUGUAGAGAAAGAAAAUUGAAACAGUAAACAAUAAACGGUAUAAAUUAUUUUAAAACGAAAGUUAAACUCGAUGCUCAAUGCUGCAUUAUAAUAUACAUAUAUUAUUAAUAAUAAUAAUAAUAAUAAUAAUAAUAACAUGAAUAAUACAACUUUCACGGCUGCGUAAAUUUAUUUAUUUAUUCAUUCGUUUAAAUCAAUUUGUCGUGUUACUAUUUUUUUAUUUUAAGUCACGAUCGACGAACCUAUCAUUCGUACAUCGUUGAAGAACAAAACGAAUAACGUUCAAACUAAAGAAAAAAUACGCGAAAUAUAUAUAGUUAGCUUACUAAUAGUUUUAAUCGUAUGUUCCCGAACAUGUACAUAUACACACAUAUAAACCUACCGUUAAACGAGCAACCCUUUUCAUUUCGUUGACAUAUGUUUGAAAAAAUUAUUAAUGUUAUUAUUAACAAAUAAAGGAAUGAACCCUUGGACCAAUCCUA